This is a messenger RNA of Cydia pomonella (codling moth), 3451 nucleotides long. It is a transcript of the gene Fdx2, whose product is annotated as 2Fe-2S ferredoxin. The transcript is spliced from 4 exons. NCBI's taxonomy places the organism in Eukaryota, Metazoa, Arthropoda, Insecta, Lepidoptera, Tortricidae. The record is from RefSeq and is a predicted model, not a curated record. Gene Ontology annotation, cellular component: mitochondrion. Gene Ontology annotation, biological process: positive regulation of oxidoreductase activity; P450-containing electron transport chain. Bases 202 to 675 code for a protein of 157 amino acids. Gene Ontology annotation, molecular function: 2 iron, 2 sulfur cluster binding.
AAACAGAUGACAUUAGACUCGUCUGUUUUGUAUAACGAAACGUAAUUUAACCUAAAAUUUAGUAAAUCAAUUCAGGGUCAAUUGUAAUUUCUAAUAUUUUGUUCAAAUAUUAGCAUACGAUUGUCUCGAGAGCGUUUGCGUCCGGAGAGGGUAUUCUUACGCGUAGUGACUCAUCAAUUUCCGUCGUGUACAAGCAUCAAAAUGUUUUACAGACAUAUUUUAAGAACUUUCACCUAUCCACGAAUACGGUGCCUAAAUAACGGUUUUAGGAAUAAAUAUAGUAAUUUCGGCAGUCCUGCAUCGCUCUCCACAUCUAUAAAGGCGUUAAAGGAUGAAAAGGUGAAAGUUACCUUCGUGUUAUAUGACGGCAAGCGGCUGCAGGCGGAGGCGAACGUCGGAGACUCCUUGCUCGACGUUAUCGUCAACAACGACCUUAACAUUGAGGGUUAUGGCGCCUGUGAAGGGACACUCACCUGCUCCACAUGUCACGUUAUACUGAAGCAGGAGGACUACGACAGGUUACCAGAAGAGGCGUGUGACGAGGAGCGUGACAUGCUCGACUUGGCCUACGGCCUCACGGAUACCUCUCGCCUCGGCUGCCAAAUUAUCAUGACUAAGGAACUCGACGGGCUGGAAGUAAAGGUUCCAGAAACCAUCAACGACGCGCGCAGCUGAUGCGGAAGAAUAAAAGUAAACACUUUUAAUAUCAGGGACGCAUUUUAUAAAGCUACUGUUACAAUUAUACGUCUAAGGCCAGGACCACACCAAGCGGUACCCUGGGCCUUAUAACUGAAAGAUGCAGCAGGAAAAGACAAUGGUCCUACGAUCUGGUUAGGAUUGUCGGGAGAAGGAAAGGGGGAGGGACUACGCCAUGGGAUCUUAUGGAUGAGGGCAGUACGAACAUUCGUUGUGAAGACCCCUAGCCUCGUAAGGCCCAAUGUGCAUUUCAAUGUACAGUGAACUGCAAAAGUACAUACCCACCGUUUGCAGCUGUGUGCAGGUACACUACGAUUCAAUCUAAUUAGGACCUUCAUAAACCAAAUAAAUGAGCUUUUCUUUUAUUUCCCGAACAAACGAAAUUCAUCUCAACUUACAAUACAACAAGGUUCAAAUUUAAAACAGGAAAUAUUUAUAUGUAUGUAUGUAUGGUGGCCCUUACGAGGCUACGGGGGGAGGGGGGGGGGGUCUAUAUUCAGCAUAGACGUCUUAAAUUUCGGCUGAUAUAAUGAUGAUGAAGUCUAAAGCGACACCACUGGCUAAAACUCCCUUCGCCAUUGCUCAAGCGUGUCACACUGUUCCGUUUCAUUUUUCAUGCUCUGAAAUUGGGUCGUUGUUGUUCUAAAAAGUGUGUAGAAAACGAUACGUUUCUGCACUAGAGCAUUUUACUUUCCCAAUAAGUUUUUUUCUUUUAUAUUACGAUAAACAAUUAAAAUUUGAUUUUAAUUGGAUUUGUAGUACAAUUUUCAUUCUAAUAUUUAACUCCCCAUUCCAUAAAUCACGAUACAUUUACCUAAUUUGUUAAUUGAAAGUACCCUUAAGAAAUAUUACUAGAGUUUAUACUUGGCCGUGUUUUUUAGAUGCACAUGUAAAUUACUUUCCUCGUAUUCGAAAUGAAAAGUAGUGUCUAACUCGGGUGAAAGGCACUCAUAUCUGUCGAGGUAGUUUGGCGCCCAAUAGUCCGAGACUGAAAUGAGUGCCUUUCAUCCCUUGGUUAACAAUCUUUACACCCGUGAACUUGUAACGUAAAACGUAGCUUUAUAAAAUGGCGUCUAGGAAUAAAUAAAGGUUAAUGACAUUGACAACAGGACAUUUAGCUGAUUUUAUCUCAAUACUGGAACAAAUGGGAAUGUUUGAGUUGAUCCACCCAUUUCCACCUGCCACCAAUGUAAAAUGCGGAAUGAGAUUCCCAUAGUAAUGGGAUAAUUCAGGUCGACUGUACUGCAAUAGGUAAUUUUAUUUCUAAUAGAAGCGUGUUUUCAUAGGACGCUCCAAAUAAAUAGUGCUCAUACCAUAAAUAUUAUUUUGAUGUACAGUCAGCAUCAAAAGUAGCGGAUCAAAUAACGCUUCAUAAGUAACCAUUCUGUAACGGCUUAACAAAAAAUUAUGUCUUUAAUAUAGAACAACUAAGACCGUAAAAGAUAUAGUUUUGAACGUGAAUCUUAGAAAUUUAUCUAUAUUUGGAAAAGUUAUCCGGGAUGUCAGAUACUUUUGGCGCGUUGUUUCAUCCGCUACUAUUGAUGCUGACUGUUCAUACAUGUAUAUUAGGGUUUAUACUUUCGUAGGACACUGUGAUUUUCUACGAAUGUUGAAAAUAGGUAAAUUUGGUACGAUUUCCAUAAUUAUUGAAAGACCUUGGUAGACCAUUAACUGUUUUGCAUAUACUGUAUAUAGUAUACAUCGUGUUUUUAUUGAAUUCCGUUAACUUCCGAGGUAUCGGUAAAUACGUUUAAGAAAACUAAAUGGCAUAGAUAAUAAAAAAAAAAUAAGUAAAUAAAUGUUGCAUAUGGCGUUGAUAUAACACGCGCAGUACACUUAACUCAACCAAACAAUUGAAAACUGUGACAUAUCCAUCGUCCGAGAUAAUACUUACGUUUAGUAGCAAAUGUAUGAUCAUGAAUAGGAUGAUUUAAACUUUCACGGUUUUUACAAAACUGCGUGGUCUUCUCCGAGACCACGGGGACGACGCCGUCCUCGAAACGUAGGAUUUCUCGUCGUUUAUAUUACUUAGUAAUGUAUGAACUGUACUAAACACUAAUCAAUAUGUAAACAGGCCUUAAGGCAAGUGUACACGCUCGUAAGCGCCUUAUCAGAUAAAAAAUAAUUAUUGAUUAUCUCUGAAAUGGAGUUAAUUAGAAUACCGGUGUCUUUGAGAAAGUUACUUAAUUGAAGCUCAAGGAUGCACCCUUGAAAUUAACGGAAAAAAAAACACGGUGUAUAGGUACCAUAGGUAUAAUGUUUUAGGAACUGUUACGAAAAUGUGCCUAAGUACGUGAAAUGCUUCCAUUCCUGUUAGAACAAUUUGCAUAUUUAUUAUGGUAUUUUUAUGUAUGACUGACAGGCAGCUGAACGAACACCUCAAAAUUUUAAUAUUCUCCUGAGUCCCAGAGGCUCUUAUUAAAGUUUUAUUCCAAAACGUAGUUUUAACUUUGAUUACAUAAGUCAAGGUUCCAGAUUCAAAAACGAAACUAACGAUUCUGUGGACUUAGGAGGUUAUAAUUAUUUAUUAACAAAAUUCACAAAACUUCAAGAACUAUUUUUCGAUCGAACACCUAUAGUUAUGUCUAUUGGUAAACUCUGGCAUAUAAUUUUAAAGUUAUUUUAAAUAGGUGUACGAUGUUAUACGUGUAUUAGUUGUAAUAUAUAUUUAAGAUCCAAUUUUAUUAUGUUUAUUGUGUUUGUUCAUAUUAUAGAUUUUUGAAAGAUAUUUUACAUUAAAGUUGUUCAUCUACAA